UAUUUUCAGUUUAUUGGCAUCAAUAAUGGUCAGCACAACAUUGACAACAUUGGCUGGACAAACAACUAGUAGCACUAAUCAUCAUCACCAUCAUCAUCAGCAGCAGCACCUGCAGCCACAUCACCAACAACAGCAACCGCCUCAUAACAGCACUGGUGCUCAGCAGCGCAAUCAUUACGCGCACGGCGGAUUGGAAAACGACUGUGACAGCAGCAACACCUCCAACAGCAAUAGCGGCUAUCAACAACAGCAGCCAUUGAAUUUAUCACAAGCGCUGCUCUCGCCUUCGCCACCGCUGGACGAUCAAAUAAAUUUGCUAUUUCCCAAGUGCCGACCCAAACAACAACAGCAACAGCUGUCGAGCAGUAGCAAUCGACAGCAACAUGAAGCCAGUGUUGAUGUAAAUUUGAACAACACAACAGUAGCAGCAGCAACAGCAGAGAUAACUGGAAGCAGCCCACCCAUUGUCACGUCCAUCAGCACGCCUAGCUACUAUAAAAGUGUGAACAUAAUAACACAGUCUCCUCCACCGCAUUCAACUUCGUCCCGCUCAUCGGAGUCGCUGUCAUCGGUCACGCCGCGCAUAUCGACAAAUCCAUUUUUGUGCGCACCACUGACAUUACCAACACCGCCAGCUUUUACAGCGAAUGGUGGCGAUACGAACGUCGACGGUAUUCUAUUAACAGAGGACGAGGGAUUACUCAAGCCACCAGAGCAGCAACAGUUUAUUGAAGAAUCGGUGCCACAGACGCCAUAUCCCGCAUCCUUCUACUAUCACACGGGCGAUACAAGGCGUAGCCACAGCUAUACAAAUAUGCCGCGAAAACGGAAUAGCGCCUUAUCAGUCAACAGGCAACACCAACAUCAUGCGCUACUCAACGCCUCCAGCAACAACAGCAGCAGCAACAACAUCGGAAACGGAACUACAUCAAACAGUCAAAAUCCGUUUAUCAAGGAGAACUACUGGGAGCCGCCCACUACACGUGCUAGCUCGUUGUUGAAAUCGCCUACGGAUUAUCAUGAUGAGUAUCAACAGAAGAAACGGCAAGAACAGCAGCAGCAGCAGCAACAUCACGAACAACAGCAUAUGUACGCCUCGGCACGACGAGCCUAUCAUCAACAAAGGGAACAACUUGCGCCUCAAUUAUAUAGCAUCGGACAGAGGCAAAUGCAAACACAAGCUCAGUCGCAAACGCAAACGCAGUCGCAAUCGCAAUCGCAAUCUCAGUCACAACCGGAGAACAUUCAAGCGCCACGCUCCUUACGUGCGGGUCGCAGUCCCGUUACUCGCAACUUGUCAGCUGCUGCUUUUGAUACGCAGCAGCAGCCGACGCUUAGCACCAGCAAUCCGUGCGCCGAGGGGCUAACUCCAUUGGCUAGCCACUAUCUGUAUGGCAGCAAAUUGUCCCUAGAUCAGCAUCCAACCGAUUGUGAGCCGCGUGAGCAGCAUAAGCAAAGGUUGCGUGAAGAACGUGAACGCGAAAGAGAUAGGGAACGAGAACAUGAACAAUUGCUGCUAGAACAACAACAGCAACGGCAUCUGCAACUGCAAGAUGCGCAUACAACUCGCGAUAACCACUUGACCCACCUUGCUUCAGCACAAAAACAGCAGCAGCAACAAUGUAAACGUCACGUCAACAGCAAUGAUCGAGAUCAUCGAUUGAUUAACAGCAUUGCCAAUGAAUCAACUGUCAGCAGCUAUGGAGUAGCCGAUACCUCAGAGAGUUGGCAACAUUUACGGGUAACGACCAAAUCGAACGCCCUACUGCCAGGGGAGAUCAAAAGCAGCAAGCAGCAAACAGCUAACAAAACCCAGCCAGGCAGCCAAGAUCACGCUCAUAUCAUGUUUGAGCCAGCUACGCGACGCAUGGUGGAUGAUGACGAAGCCUGGCAGCUGGAAAGCAACUACACGCUGGCCGUUGAGUCGCGUCAUGGCAUCAUAGAAUACGAGGGCUCCCCAAGACGCAUUGGCGUUGCGAUGAGCAACAGUUCCGCUGAAGACGAGCCUGAGCCACCAGCUGACACAAUAAAAGCAACUGCAACUACGCCAACAAUGGCACUUCUGCAGCCCAUCAGUUGCAGUACAAUUGGAGCCAACUCCUUCCAGAAGACAUCGGCUCGUACAGCACUUGCUGCGCUUGCCCAGUGCCAGCCGUCGCAACAGCCACAGGCAUAUCCUGUUCGCCCCGGCUUCCCACAGCGCAUACUAUCGUCACCGCGUGAGCUGCACAGCAGCUCCCCCAUACAGCCGCAGCAACAGCAUUAUAACUAUGGUAGUAACCAUAGCAAUAAUAACAACAACAACAAGGCAGGAUGCAGUGACAACAAUGCCGAAGAUACAAGUAAUGAUGUCUCUGAAAUUGGCACCAUAUCCGACUUAACUACGCCAGAGGCACUCAUUACGGCCACGCCCAACGAACUCACGAGCUGUGCGGCCACUUCACCGCCACCCGAAGCACCAACACCAACCGCGAUAGCAGCAACAACCACGUUGGCGGGAACCACAACAACAGAAAUUGCCAGCAACUCUUCGGCCAUCGAUACAACUCCAGGUCCAUUAGGCCUGCACACCAAAUCUUCAACAUUUGAUUACCUCUACGAAUUUUCGGAGACGCGCAAAGUACUAGAAGAGUUCUUCAAGUGUCCGUCGAACGACGAACAGCCCAUUUUGGAGAAUGGCAGCGAUGUGGACAGUAUUGACAUACAAUACGAAUUUCACAGAAACUUUGAACGUGACGAGGAGGAGGAUCUGGAUGGCGACGCAGAGGAAGGUGACGAAAACGAGGAGAUAGAGGACGAGGAUGAUCAUAUCGAACAGGAUUAUCGUCAGCAACAUCAACAAGUACAAUUGAUGCAACAGCCACAUACAUCCGAUCGCCAUGUCUAUGGCACGUACACACAGUCGCAGUUACAACUACAGGCGCAGCUGCAAUCACGGCCCGCACAGAUGCCACGACAUUACAGCGGCAGUCCAUUAAUGCGGGACUUUGACUUUUUCCUUGAAUCAGCAAGUCGCAGCAGCGGCGAACGAGAGGGCGAACAGGAUGGGCUCAACCACAACCAGUUACUCAGCACCGGUAGUGGCAGCGGCUUGGGUCAAAGCGGUGGCCAGGGCGUGAGUGUUGGCUUGACCGGCACUCAUAAUUAUCGCUACUCGCCGGAGACCACCGACUAUGAUUCCAACUGCGGCGACCUUGACAGCCUCUCAGGCGAGAUGAAUGGCGGCGUGUCCACAUCUUGUUCAAACUAUGCCAAGUACUAUUCCUCGGCUAUGCCCGUUUUGGAGGAUGGCCUCUCCUCGGGACACACAAGUGACACAGAGAACAAUAAUAACAAGAACCAAAUACAGCUAGGUGUCCAAGCAAAUGCGGGUCAGGGUCAGGGUCAGGGUCAGGGUCAGGGUCAGGGUCAGGGUCAGG
Drosophila navojoa is the source of this 3419-nucleotide messenger RNA. It is a transcript of the gene X11Lbeta, whose product is annotated as amyloid-beta A4 precursor protein-binding family A member X11Lbeta. Gene Ontology annotation, cellular component: cytoplasm; plasma membrane; dendritic spine. Lineage: Eukaryota; Metazoa; Arthropoda; Insecta; Diptera; Drosophilidae. The record is from RefSeq and is a predicted model, not a curated record. Gene Ontology annotation, molecular function: protein binding. Gene Ontology annotation, biological process: chemical synaptic transmission.